UAGGUAGAACUAGCAAUCAAUCAAUGUCAUUUAUUCCCCUAUUUCUCUCUCCUUCCUUUCCAUUUUUCAUAGCAAAAUUGUGCUAGGGUUUCUGUGAUUGAACCUGCUGCACUUCUCUUGAUCAGAGUUGAGUCUAUAAGGGUUCAAAAGAUUCUCUAUUGUUUGCUUCCAGAUUAAACUUUGUCAGACUUUAGAUCGAUCUUCAAGAGAAUGGUUCGGGGGAAAACUCAGAUGAAGCGCAUCGAGAAUGAAACAAGCAGACAAGUAACGUUCUCCAAGAGAAGAAAUGGACUCCUUAAGAAGGCUUUUGAGCUCUCAGUGCUGUGUGAUGCUGAAGUCGCACUCAUCAUCUUCUCUACCACAGGGAAGCUCUAUGAGUUCUCCAGUUCAAGAUGCUUCAGUAUAAACAAAAUAGUUGAACGCUAUCAAAGGAAAGUCAAUGACUUGGGUCUCAGCACCAAAGAAAUCCAAGAAAAUACACAGCAUCUAAAAGAAGGUGAUCACAUGAGCAUAGCACGGAUGAUCGAGCAGCUUGAAAUUUCCAAAAGGAAGCUUCUAGGAGAAGAGUUGGAUACAUAUGCUAUUGACGAGUUAGUACAGAUAGAGAACCAGCUCGAAUACAGCUUAAGCAAAAUUAGGGCAACAAAGAGUCAAUUGUUCAAGGAACGAAUUGAGAAGCUAAAAGAAGAGGAAAGGUCACUGCUGGAAGAAAAUAAACGCCUACAGUGUCGGUUUGAACAACAACGUUCUUCAAAUAAGCCAGAUGUUGAACUCAUCGUGGAAGAGCAAGGUGAGGAGGAGGUGGAGACGGAGUUGUUCAUAGGGCGACCCGAGAGGCGAAUUCCUUGAAAUUAAAGUUGAAAGCUGCAAGAAAUACAUAAUGCUACAAAGGUUUCUAUCUAAUCACUAUAUUUUGCUGUUCGAAGAAAAAAAAAUAGUACUAGUAUAUACAUAAGCAGGGCUGUAAUCUGCUUCCCUCAUCCUGUUAUCUUUCAUUUCUGGUUAAGAUACUUAAUUCGUGUUGUGUACCAACAAUCACAAGGAUGAUUGUGAACUGUCUAACUAAAAUAAUUCCUUUCAACAAAGUCCUAAUAUUCUAACGGAUUAUUUCAA
Lotus japonicus is the source of this 1113-nucleotide messenger RNA. Its product is annotated as agamous-like MADS-box protein AGL14. Gene Ontology annotation, biological process: positive regulation of transcription by RNA polymerase II. Bases 211 to 849 code for a protein of 212 amino acids. The transcript is spliced from 8 exons. Gene Ontology annotation, molecular function: RNA polymerase II cis-regulatory region sequence-specific DNA binding; DNA-binding transcription factor activity, RNA polymerase II-specific; protein dimerization activity. The record is from RefSeq and is a predicted model, not a curated record. Gene Ontology annotation, cellular component: nucleus. NCBI's taxonomy places the organism in Eukaryota, Viridiplantae, Streptophyta, Magnoliopsida, Fabales, Fabaceae.